Molecule: messenger RNA, 1684 nt
Organism: Triticum urartu
Lineage: Eukaryota; Viridiplantae; Streptophyta; Magnoliopsida; Poales; Poaceae
Source: RefSeq, a predicted model, not a curated record
GCCCAGCAGCACGCACCCGUGGCUCCUGUCGACCGCGGUCCAGCCCUCGCUCCCACACUGACACCGCCGCGCCGCGGGGCGAGAAAACCUGAGGCUGGGAUCGCGCGAGGCGAGGCCAGCCCACACCCCCGCACCGCAUCGGCAUCUCUCCUCGUCACCACUCGCAACCCAAUCCACCCGCUCCUCGGCGCCGGCGGCGUACCACGGCCACGGCGGCGCUCGGCUCCCCCCCGGCCAUGGCCUCCAGGAUGGCGCUCCGCCCCCACGGCGUCACGCCCCCCCUCGCCGGCCGCGGCGCCCGCAGGAGCGCCAGCGUCAGGGUCCUCGCCGUCGCCUCCUCCGCCUCCGCUAAGAUUGAGAGCAAGAAGACGUUUGCUCCUCCAAAGGAGGUUCAUGUCCAGGUUACACAUUCGAUGCCACCUCAGAAGAUGGAAAUAUUUCAGUCUCUUGAUGGUUGGGCUAGAGAUAAUCUGUUGCUGCAUCUUAAGCCAGUUGAGAAGUGUUGGCAGCCACAGGAUUUCCUCCCUGAUCCAGCAUCUGAUGGAUUUCACGAUGAAGUUAAGGAACUCAGAGAACGUGCCAAGGAAAUUCCUGAUGAUUAUCUUGUUUGUUUGGUUGGAGACAUGAUUACAGAGGAAGCCCUUCCUACAUACCAGACUAUGCUUAACACCCUCGAUGGUGUCCGAGAUGAAACAGGUGCAAGCCCCACUGCUUGGGCCGUUUGGACGAGGGCAUGGACUGCUGAGGAGAAUAGGCAUGGUGACCUCCUAAACAAGUAUCUGUACCUCACUGGGAGAGUGGACAUGAGGCAAAUUGAGAAGACAAUUCAGUAUCUUAUUGGCUCUGGAAUGGACCCUAGGACAGAGAACAACCCAUAUCUUGGCUUCAUCUACACCUCCUUCCAAGAGCGCGCGACCUUCAUCUCACAUGGAAACACCGCUCGCCAUGCCAAGGACUUCGGUGACCUGAAGCUCGCGCAGAUCUGCGGCAUCAUCGCCUCAGAUGAGAAGCGGCAUGAGACUGCAUACACCAAGAUCGUCGAGAAGCUGUUUGAGAUUGAUCCCGAUGGCACCGUGCUUGCUCUGGCCGACAUGAUGAGGAAGAAGAUCGCGAUGCCUGCCCACCUGAUGUUCGAUGGGCAGGACGAGAAGCUGUUCGACCAUUUCUCCAUGGUGGCGCAGAGGCUCGGCGUGUACACCGCCAGGGACUACGCCGACAUCCUCGAGUUCCUCGUUGGCAGGUGGAAGGUCCCCGAACUGACCGGCCUCUCUGGUGAGGGACACAAGGCCCAGGACUACCUCUGCACCCUCGCUGGCAGGAUCCGGAAGCUGGACGAGAGGGCCCAGUCGAGGGCCAAGCAAGCCGGUAAGAUGCCCUUCAGCUGGGUGUAUGGCAGGGAGGUGCAGAUGUGAGCACGAAGCGCCUCCAUCACGGCGUUCCAAGCUUCCCGCGUACCUACCUGUCGUUCAUGCAUGUGGAGAGUCUGUCUUUGAUAUAACGAGGUUCGGACUCGCCUCGUUACAUAGUUCUUCAGUUCAGGUUCGUCGUUGCCGUUCCUUAUAGCGAUAGGGAGAUGUCGUCUGUCCGCGUGUGUGUUGUUAGUUUUGUGUACAACUUAUGCUGGCUGUGUGGAGUGUGGACUGAACAUGAACUGAAGCAUGCAGCGUGCUGUUUGUGUUGUUCA